Messenger RNA from Epinephelus fuscoguttatus (brown-marbled grouper), 4022 nucleotides. RefSeq lists its product as uncharacterized. The coding region runs from base 149 to 673 and encodes 174 amino acids. The record is from RefSeq and is a predicted model, not a curated record. Lineage: Eukaryota; Metazoa; Chordata; Actinopteri; Perciformes; Serranidae. The transcript is spliced from 4 exons.
GUAUCAGUCCAACACGGAGCGCUGCUGCUGCUGCUGCUGCUGCUGCUGCUGCUCCGCAUACCGGCACACCGGCGCAGCUCAACGUUGGCACAGGGGCCGCAUCUCAGUCAGGGGUGCUGUGAAGGUUAUUGAUCAGACAACUAUCAUCAUGCUGCACCUGUUCGCCACGGCCUUCCUCCUCUUUGGUGGGAUCACGGUAACGCAUCAAACUCAGCACAUGAGCUCAGUGUCCACGUUUCUGUUCGCCCCUCGCGGCCCUCAGAUGUUUCCGUGUCUUACUUACCUGGAGCGAAACGUCAGGGUGGACUGUGAGUUUCCGCCCACCUACCAGGUCCCCGGCCCCUACUGUGAGUAUCGACAGGACAGCCGCCUGGUGGGCACCACCUUCCCCAACUCCGUCAUCUAUGUGUCCGUAGAGGACCGCAGGAGAAGCAACGUCAGCCUGGUCACUCCUAACCUGUGCCGCCUCACCUGGGCCCCGCUGGCUGAUGAGAAGCCUUUCACCUACACCUGCAGGGUCUACCAGGGCAACUCGUGGAAGGAGAACAGCAUGGCCGUCCAUCACAGGAUUCUUCCAAUCUGCUCUGCGAUCAGUGUGAUGUUCAAAUCGGCACCGUGGUUUUUGUCACUGGUGAUGUCACUUCCGGUGGCUGUGGGUCUUCUGAGUCCAUGAAUUCUCACACUGGCAGGGUAACGACUCAACAGACCUUUCUUAAUGUUAUUUGUGACUCACUGUGGUUUGAUGGUUGGUGAUUGACUCUAUAUGGGAUGCUUUUAUUUACUUUUAUUUUUUAGGCAGUGAGAAGAAGCCAUGAAAACUCCUGGGAAUAAAUAAGACUGGAUGAAAUCAAUAUUUUAUUUAGCAUUAGGCUGUUCUUUAAAAAAAAAAAAACAUACCUUUGAGAUGUAAAAUCUUUUAUGUAAUAGACUUCAUUGUCAUCACUGUACUGUACCUUGAACACCACUGUUCCACAGUACUAGUAUUAACAGUGGAGAAAAAAGUCAUGACAAUGCCAAAUGUAAGACAUUGCAAACAAAUGCAGCAGUGAACAGUGUUGAGGUUUUUAAUCUGUUGCCUUGAUCAGGUCUCCCUUGUAAAUAAGAUUAAUUGGGACUGAUCGAUAUAAAGAACUAUAUUCUUAAAGUGGAAACAGACAACUUUUUAACUUCUCCCCCACGAGCAUUUCCAAGUGGUAUUAUGAAUGCAGCUACCGUCACAAAGACUAACAAAUUACGUUCCGUUUUCCUCCAAGCCCACCUACACACAGGACACACUGCACUUUGUUUCCCACUUUGGUUGUUUCACCAUCUGCUAUUUCCACUACUGAGGAAAGUAACUGCAAAGAAGUUAGAUUGAUACUCUGAUACACUACCGUGCAAUAGUUGCUGCACUUUCUCUGUGCCAUAAAUCAACAUGGACGUAGCACCAAAUUCAGGGCCCCAUGCAUAAGCAGUCUCUGUGGGCCCCCACCCUUCCUCUCUCAAUCCACGUCUCUCUGACGCACCCUUUGAAUUUUAAAUAUCUUUAAAUUAAGUCAGUUUGCUUUCUUUCCCCUUCCUUUCUUUCUUCUCAAGUUGGAAACCCUGAUUUCCUUUUCUCGGGGAGAGACAUGACAGUGUACGUUGUGGCUCUGGCAGCUUAUGUUGCCAUACACAUGCUGCAUUUUUGCACCCUCAAAUUUAUUGUUUUCGAUGUACACAAUGUCACACUCCCAAACGCCUAUUUUUCAGGGCAUGAAAACUGUGCCCAUAAAUAAACAAAGUUUAACUUCAUGUGAUGGGAACAACCAAUCACAGCUGGCAGAUAUCUUUCCCUUCUUCCAUAUAUAUCAGUCUGUGAUAAAUGUGGAGAAGAAGCUUUACAUCUGUCAAUAUUUUUGGCCUAAUACACUCUUACAAAACAAUGCCUGGAUGAAGAUCAGCUCUGUACUCUGGAUUUCUGGCAAGUAGGCUAUGAUGCGGUGCUGGUUAAUUAUCGCUUAGCAACCUCAGGCGCAACCUGACUCCAUGCCCUUGAAAGUUGUCACAGAGUAGGCACAAGAGAAAUGCCAAGCGCACAACCUUGCAUUUUCCAGUCAGUUAAAGAAUAUAGUCGCUUACUUGGCUCUAGCUGUGUUUAGAGAUAAAUAGUGCGGAGCGGACUAAACCAUUUUGCAUCUUUAAGAGGUUAGAUGGGUCUAACCACUCGUUUUUAUACAAAGUUCAGUCUCUGAACCAAUUUUUUCAGCUAAUUUUAAUUUAAUCAUGGCAGCAAUUACUUCGAUAUAAAAAUUUGCAAACAAAACCAAAGUUUUCAUCCAGGCUUUUUGAGGGCCCCCCUCUGAUUGGGGCCCUGUGAUAUCAGUCCCACUUUCCUCCCUCACUACAACGCCCCUGUAAAUCAUGCCUUUAUUUUUUUCUCAAAGAUCGUCUCUGGUGGCAGACGGAAUUGCAUAGUAAAAGCAAGACUCAUAGGGAACCAUCUAUACAUGUGAUGGUGUCAUUAUUCCUAAGCAGUGCUUCCCAACUGGUCCAGCCACAGAUUUCUCCUUAGUCAUUGCUUAAAGGUCUAUGCAGCUUAAUGUAUUUAGCGUCAUACUUGUGUUUGGCCAUAUCGUCGAGUUAGAUUGCUGUCUCUGUCAUGUGACUGUCCGUUAGUCACUCACUCUACAGCAGAAAACGACACUUCAAAAAUGCAGCUCUGUACUGGAAAUUCACUGUAUUUAAAAAUAAAGAAUGUUUUUUACAAACUUGACAUGUUAGCAAGUCACUUGCGGCCCAUUCAGAAUGGACCCGCUACCCAUUUUUGGACCGUGACCCACCAGUUGGGAACCACUGUUCUAAAACCACUACACUGUGCAAUCAGCAUCUGCUUCAUAAUGAUAAGUUAAAGCAGAGAACUUGUCUAUUUCCACUUUAAAUCCAAAUAAAUCUUAAUUUUGUGGUGGUUUUUGUAUUUUUGUUACAGAGUAACAGAUGCUUCCUAUAGAUUUAUAAUACAUUUUAUUAUACACACUGACAUUAAAAGUGGAGCUCUUCCCUCAAACUCUACAAGAAUGGAUUGGAUUUAUCAUGCCACAGAUUAAUUUGGAUUACAUUACAAUCUCACCUGUUUGCUCACCUAUAGACAUCUAGACAGGUAUGUAGGAGGCUGACAUGGCUAUUCAGUUAGCGUAAUGAAUAACUGCGCAAACACUGCCUUUACUGCUAGCGAUACUAAUCACUAAUAUCCUGUGAACAGAAGUGAGAUGUCCGUAUACUGUACCCCCAUGUGAGGUUCACCUGGUUACAGCAAAGCAGCUCAACAACAGUCUCUUUUCUACUCCCCUUAGACAGCAAUAAGACAAAUACUCAACAUGAUUGGGAUGAUUUUUGGGAAAAGACUCCAAUGUCAGUGCACCAUGUUUCAAUCAGUGCUUUGGUGCUAUCUGCUCUACCGCAUUAAAACACAUGCAGAUGUGUGACUGUGUUAGUUUGCAAAGUCUGUUUAUAGAUGUGGAGGUUUCAGCUCUGCAGCCUCAUAGUGAGAGUGAUGAACUUGAAAUUACAGACAUUGCCAAGAUGGUAUAUGGUGAGAACAAGCGUGAUGCUUUGUUCAUUAAAUAAUCAUUGUUUAAUUUAGACACCACGCUCCUCCUGCACAAGUACGCAUGUGUUAAUAUCCACAGUAUAUGUGACGUAUGAAAGAAUAUUGUAGCUUUAUGUGUUGUUCAUCUUUAUAUUUUAUGUUAACACUGGACACGCCUUCCACAUUGUAACACACAUAUUCGGGGCCAGUGUAGGCUCUCUUUAUGUUGCUAAUGUAAUUUGAAUGUUCUUUUUUACUCGUCACAUUUUAACAAUGAUUGUGUCCACGCUGCAUUACUGCUUUAUGUAUGCCUUCAUUUUCAGACGCUGCGCUGCUCAGUAUUAUUUGCAAAGUAGUACUCGCAAUAAAGAUGUCUUUAUAUUUUUUCAAAUAGAUAAGUCAGCUUGGUUUGUUUGUGCUCUUCUACCACCAAAGGUGUGCUAAAUGCUAUAGAAAAACUAUAGUAACAAAUAAA